Akanthomyces muscarius is the source of this 1125-nucleotide messenger RNA. RefSeq lists its product as uncharacterized. Gene Ontology annotation, molecular function: molecular adaptor activity; protein binding. Lineage: Eukaryota; Fungi; Ascomycota; Sordariomycetes; Hypocreales; Cordycipitaceae. Gene Ontology annotation, cellular component: TRC complex; membrane. The record is from RefSeq and is a predicted model, not a curated record. Gene Ontology annotation, biological process: post-translational protein targeting to endoplasmic reticulum membrane. The transcript is spliced from 3 exons. The coding region runs from base 1 to 1125 and encodes 374 amino acids.
AUGGCCACUCCCACGUCCAAGCAAAAGCUCGCGCUCGCCAUCUGCGAGUUCCUCUCCACCUCGGCCGCCGACGGCACCCUGACCGCCGACGACAAGGACUCCAUCGACGUGGCCGUCAACUGCAUCGCCGAGUCCUUCAAGGUCGACCCCACGGACAAGGCGGCCGUCGCCUCGGCCAUUGGCGCGCAGAACCUGCUGCAGAUCUACUCCGUCUACGAGGUCGCCAAGUCGCGCAACAACCCUGCCGGCGCCGCUGCCGCUGCCACGGCCACCGCGGGUGCUGCCGCCGCCACCACGGCCGCCGCCGCCGCCGAGCCCGUGUCUGAGGACAAGAAGCGCGAGGCCGACGGCCUCAAGAGCCAGGGCAACGCCGCCAUGGCCCAAAAGGACUACGCCACCGCCAUCGACCUCUACACGCAGGCCCUCGCCCUGCACCCCGGCAACGCCGUCUUCCUCAGCAACCGCGCCGCCGCGCACUCGGCCGCCAAGGACCACGCGAGCGCCAAGGUCGACGCCGAGGCCGCCGUCGCCAUCGACCCCGCAUACACAAAGGCCUGGUCGCGCCUCGGCCUCGCGCGCUUCGCCCUCGGCGACGCCAAGGGCGCCAUGGAGGCCUACGGCAAGGGCAUCGAGUACGAGGGCAACGGCGGCUCCGACGCCAUGAAAAAGGGCUACGAGACGGCCAAGCGCCGCGUCGAGGAGUCUGGUGGCGACGCCAACGAGGAUGACGUCGCGGCUCGCGGUGCGCCCGGUGCCGGCGCCGGUGGCAUGCCCGACUUUGCCAGCCUGGCCAGCAUGUUUGGCGGCGGCGGCGGCGCGGGCGGUGCUGGUGGUGCCGGUGGUGCGGGCGGCGGCAUGCCCGAUCUCAGCUCCAUCAUGAGCAACCCCAUGUUUGCCAGCAUGGCCCAGAACAUCAUGAGCAACCCCGACAUGAUGAGCAACCUCAUGAGCAACCCGCGCAUCCGCGACAUGGCCAACCAGUUUGGCGCCGGUGGUGGCGGCGGCAUGCCCGACCUCAACAGCCUCAUGAGCGAUCCCAACAUUGCCGAAAUGGCCCGCAACAUGAUGGGCGGCGGUGGUGCUCCUCCUCCUGGUGGCGCUGGCGGUGCUGGCUCUGGACCUUGA